CAGUCUGCUAUAUCUGUGAUCUACAAUGAAUGCCAAAUCUGCAAUCAGCAAAGAAAUUUUUGCCCCACAUGAUGAAAGGAUGCUGGGAGCUGUCCAAGUUAAAAGAAGAACAAAAAAAAAGAUUCCUUUCCUAGCUACCGGAGGUCAGGGUGAAUAUUUAACUUACAUCUGCCUGUCAGUGACAAACAAGAAACCAGCUCAAGCGUCUAUUACGAAGGUGAAGCAAUUUGAAGGCUCUACGUCUUUUGUCAGGAGAACGCAGUGGAUGCUUGAGCAGCUUCGCCAGGUCAAUGGUAUAGACCCUAAUCGGGACUCCCCAGAAUUUGAUUUACUGUUUGAAAAUGCUUUUGACCAAUGGGUAGCAAGCACAGCUUCAGAAAAAUGCACAUUCUUUCAGGUUUUACAUCACACUUGUCAGCGAUACCUUACAGAUAAGAAGCCAGAAUUUAUCAACUGCCAAUCUAAAAUUACGGCAGGUAAGUCAAUCGCAGCUGGAGUACUUUGUGCAGUUGGACAUGAA
Messenger RNA from Balearica regulorum gibbericeps (East African grey crowned-crane), 520 nucleotides. The record is from RefSeq and is a predicted model, not a curated record. Lineage: Eukaryota; Metazoa; Chordata; Aves; Gruiformes; Gruidae.